AGUGGCCUCCCCCACCUCGGCGCGCCUCAGUCGCCUUCCUCCACUCUCUCGGCCCCUCUUGACGCUCUUGCCCCUGUGCCAGUCACUCGCAUUCCCUUUGCAGGCAAACCGCGCGCGCGCUCUCUCCCUCCCCUCUCUCCCUCUCCCGCCCAUCCCUGCCACCCCAUUUCAUCGGGGGCAGACUGCCUUCCGCCUCCUCCCCCUCCCUGCCCAUGUUACAGUCCAUCUGCCACUCGUGCCACAGCCUGGAUGGCGUGGUUUUCCUGCAGGAGAUCGUCGGCCAUGUGGAGGACGUCCUGCCAUCGGCACUGCCCCUGCUGUCGGCCUUCUCCGUGGCCAGCAGCUCGCAGUUGGACCGCCGACGCCUGACUCUUUGGCAACAGUCUGAGGCCCGGCGCUAUCGGUCUUGGUUGUCCGGGCUGGCCAUCGGCAUGUUUGGCACUGGGGGAGUGUCCACCGGGGCCACGGCGGCCGGUGGGGAUUUCCCCUCGCCGGAAGUCGACAGCACCGGCGGGUCGCCACUCGGCGGCCGACCGGCGCGCGGCCCGGCUUCCCCGGGGUCUGGACCGCCGGCGGCCUCCUCGCCCGGAGGCGCUGCCAGCCCCGGGCACCCGAUGUCCCAACACUCGCGCAGCGCCAGUGCGGAGGCCAGCCUCGGGGGAGCUGGCCCUGGUCGGCCGGUGUCCGGGCAGCUGUGCUGCGAGUUCACCGAGCUGGCCUCCUUGUACUUGGAGUUCCGGUGUUGCGUGUCGCCGGCCACCGAGGCCAUGUCCCUGUUGGGCAGCGCGGCGGCCGGGGCAUCUCCACGGCUGGCAUCGGCCGGGGCUUCAGAUGGCCCCUCGCGACUCAAGCCCGGGGACUUGCUGGCCACCGGGGCCUCGGAUGACGCGGCCUCCUUCGACUUGGGGCUGAGCUCGCGCUCGCGCGUGUUCAUCCCCCGGCCGCCGGCCGUGACGCCCCCCUGGUGGUGGCCAUCCAUCCCGCAGCAGGCUCUGGCCAUUUUGCCAACCUCCUUUGUCGGGUCAUCCCUCGGGCCCAAUGGCCUUGCCGGCACCUCCGGCACGGAUGGCUGUUCGCCUGCCACCGGGCGCCUCCCCCUGGCCAGUCCCUUCAUCGAUCGUGUGGGGUCCUUCCAUGCGGCCAGCCAUCCCACCCCGGCGGGUGCUCCUGCGUGUGGGCACCUCCCCUCCUUCUCGCCAGGGCUUCCGCCUGGCAGUGUUUUGCGUCCGACGGCCGCUGACCGUCUGGACGCCUCCCUCAGCGCACACCUUCACUCCUUGACCUCGUCCAUGGCCUUCCCCACCUUCCUGCCUGCCGACGCCGGGCUCGCGCACAAGCCCCUGGUGCACUCGCUUCUUGUUCAGUCCAUCCAGCAGGGCAUGGGGCUGCCCUCGAAUCACCGCAUCGAGGUGUGGCUUCGUUGCAGUGGGGCACUUGAAUUGGCCGCGGACUCCCUUUCCCGGUGGAUGCUGCAUGGGAUCCCGUCGGCCGAACGCAGCCUCCUCCUGUCCGGUGGCGGCAUCGUUCACACCCCCUACCUGAACCUGGUGAGUCUGGCCAAGUCCAGCCUCUCGCCCCGGUAUGGCCAGCUCCGGCGCGAGAUCUACCGUGACAUCGGGCGGACCUUUCCGCAAGAGGCGGAUUUCGCCCACUUCUGCACCUCGGAGCACCUGUGCGAGCCAUGCCGCAAGCUAAAUUCCCCGUCCCUGUCGCAGACUGUCUCACGGGGAGACCUUCCCACCUGUCGGGGCACCUCCUGCGGCAAUGACAUGCUGGUGGACAUCCUGCUGGCAUAUGGUGCACGGAACCCGGACGUCGGUUAUGCUCAGGGGAUGAAUUUCAUCGCCGGAACCAUCAUCAAGGCGGGUGCCUCACGCACACAGGCCUUCUGGAUCCUGGCCGGGCUGAUCGAGCGCGUUCUGCCGCCGGCCUUCUUCGGCAAGCGCUUGGAGGGAUCGCGCAUCGAGUGUGACAUUGUCGAGCGCCUCUUCGAAUCGCCGGCCACCAUCGAACGCCUCCUCCGGGCGGGCUACCACGCUGACAAGAGCACACUCUACCGGGCCAUCCGGCGCCAGGGCAUUUCCUCGUCGGCAGUGCUGAUGGGGUGGAUGGCUGCCCUGUGGUCUCUGUCGGACUUGCCGUCUGAGAUUGUUCUCUUGAUCUGGGACCGGCUCUUCACCGAGGGCUCGGCAAUUCUGACACACACAUCGGUCUGUUUGCUGGCAUGCGCCGAAGCCGCAGUCCUCCAGCAGCAAGCCCAGGCGCGGCUCUCGUCCUCCGCAUCCUCUUCCGUCGGGUCCAGCUCGGAAUCGCUCUUCGGGCUGUCGUCCUUCUCCAGCUUCUUCGGUGCGGCGACCGGCCGCCCCUCGCGAGGCGCCUACCCCAACCCAUUGUCAAGCAUGCCGGGACCGGGUGAUCCACCUCGGGUGUCGAUCAAAUCCAUUUCCCUCUCGGAUCUGCUUGACGAGCCGGCGGCCGGUCGGUCGGCUUUGCCCGAGGCCCCGGUGCCCGGGCCGGACCCCGAGACCGAGGAUGGUGCCGAGCCGCCCAUCGAUGACCCGGCGCACUUCCGCUGGAAGAAGGCCCUCUCCUGGCUGUCACCUGGGCAUGAGGCAUCCACCGGGGCGAUGCCGGACGCGAUGGCCCUCGGCCCGGUGGCGUCCGGCCCGGUGACACCCGGGCCCAUGUCCUCCGAUGCCGCCGAAUCCCAUCUCCCAGUGUCAGACCCUCCGAAGGCCGAUGCCCCGGUGGCCGACGCCCAGCCAUCCGACCCGGGCGUGUUGCCCCCGCCGGCCCCCGGUGCCCCUCUGCCGGCCUCCAGCCGACCGACCUCCCCUUUCGAGACCGGGUCCAUCACGGUUCUCUCAGAUGAGGACCUCUUCCUGUCGGGCAGUGAUAGCUCCUUCCAGAUGCUGGGGCCGGGCUUCGACUCGCCCUCGGAACUGCAGCUCUUCUUCAAUCAGGCCAUUCAAUUGGCCCUGGCAUGCGGCCAGGCGCCGGGAGGCCGCGUGCCCGCCAGUCCCGGACCCUCGGCCUCCGCCUCGGCGGCCGGUGGCCUUGGCAGCCUGGGGAAUGUGGUGUCCCUGCCGCGCCCCGGGGGUGGCGAUUCCACCGGCCCCGGCGCCUACCUGCCCUAUUCGACGGUCCUGCUGGAGGCACUGACCGGGCCGCUGCUCGUCAACCUGCAGGCUAAUCGCAUUGCCAAGCUCCGCUCCGAGGCCACCAUCCGCAUCCAGGUUGAGGACAAUAUCGCCGAAGACCGCCUCCUCCAGUGGAAGGAGAGCAACAACUUCUAGAAGCACCUCUCGUGCCUCCCCCCCCCCC
Messenger RNA from Fonticula alba, 3324 nucleotides. RefSeq lists its product as hypothetical. Gene Ontology annotation, molecular function: GTPase activator activity. The transcript has 6 exons. The record is from RefSeq and is a predicted model, not a curated record. Bases 213 to 3296 code for a protein of 1027 amino acids. Gene Ontology annotation, biological process: activation of GTPase activity. Lineage: Eukaryota; Rotosphaerida; Fonticulaceae.